AUGGAGAACUCCUCCGAGCCCUGGAGGGAUGUCUCAGAGUGUGAGGAGCACCAUUACUUUAAAGACAAGGAGGAUGAAAUGCUGCGCCAUACAGCCCUCAGGCUCAUCUCUGUCAUUGGCUACUCCUUGUCUUUGGUGUCUCUCAUAUUAGCCACUCUGCUAAUGGGCAUGCUAAGGAAGCUCCACUGUACCAGGAACUACAUCCAUAUGAAUCUGUUUGUGUCAUUCAUCCUGAGAGCUGCAGCUAUCCUUUCUAAGGAGAUCAUAAUGCACAUCAUGUAUUCCAACCUACCAAAGGACGACCCUGGAUGGAACACCUACUCGAGCUCUCCGAUAGUGAUAAUGUGCAGAUUGUCCAAGGUGUGCAUGGAGUACUUUGUGGCCUGUAACUACUUCUGGCUUUUGGUGGAGGCCAUUUUCCUUCAUACGCUGCUCUUCACUGCUGUGCUGACCAAGAGGUGUCUGCUGAAGAAAUACAUGCUGCUAGGAUGGGGAACUCCGGCCUUGUUUGUGACACCAUGGACAGUGGUCAAGAUUUUAUAUGAAAACACAGAAUGCUGGUCCAUUAUUAACAGAGGGUUCUGGUGGAUCAUAAAGGGCCCGAUCACUUUAUCAGUGUUAGUUAUUUUCUUUAUCUUCAUUAAGAUUCUGAUGUUGCUGCUGUCCAAGCUGAAAGCAGAUCAGGUGAAAUUUACCGACUACAGAUACAGCUUGGCCAGAGCAACACUGGUGCUGAUUCCUCUGCUUGGAAUCCAUGAAGUAGUCUUCACUGUGCUGAUAGACGAGUGUGUAGAUGGAAGCAGUCGCUAUGCUCGGAACUUUGUCAACCUCACCCUCAGCUCAUUCCAGGGGUUCUUGGUAGCUGUUCUGUACUGCUUUGCUAAUGGAGAGGUACAAGCUGAACUAAAAAAGCGCUGGCAGCUCUUCUUGUUCACCAACCACUUCAAGGUCAGGACCUGUUUUCGGGGAAUGCCCCUGAAGCACCUGUGGAAAUGUACUCGAGGACAUCAUCCGCGGUGCUCUCGGCAAAGUGACUCCUAUGACGAGGGCGGCAUUUCAACAAUGCACCCCCACCUGCUCCAGGUGGCUGUGCACGGCAGAGGCAGAGUACUUGGAAAAGGAGAAGUUAAGGGUCAAGCGCUGAAUGGCUAUGAUGUGACAGGACUUGAGUUCCUCACCAGGAAGAGUCUAUCCAGUAGCGAUGGUGAGAUGACGCUUGGGGAAACCAUGGAAGAGAUUCUGGAAGAGAGUGAAUUCUGA
Molecule: messenger RNA, 1260 nt
Organism: Pundamilia nyererei
Lineage: Eukaryota; Metazoa; Chordata; Actinopteri; Cichliformes; Cichlidae
Gene: glp2r
Product: glucagon-like peptide 2 receptor
Exons: 10
Coding region: 1-1260 (419 amino acids)
Biological process (GO): adenylate cyclase-modulating G protein-coupled receptor signaling pathway; cell surface receptor signaling pathway
Cellular component (GO): plasma membrane
Molecular function (GO): glucagon receptor activity; peptide hormone binding
Source: RefSeq, a predicted model, not a curated record